Molecule: messenger RNA, 874 nt
Organism: Mastomys coucha (southern multimammate mouse)
Lineage: Eukaryota; Metazoa; Chordata; Mammalia; Rodentia; Muridae
Gene: Cfd
Product: complement factor D
Exons: 5
Coding region: 50-829 (259 amino acids)
Biological process (GO): proteolysis
Molecular function (GO): serine-type endopeptidase activity
Source: RefSeq, a predicted model, not a curated record
GUCCAUAAAACAGCUCUGAGAGCCUGCCUGCCGCGUCAGUAGCGUCAGAAUGCACAGCUCCGUGUACUUCGUGGCUCUGGUGGCCCUGGGGGCAGCCGUAUGUGCAGCACAGCCCCGAGGCCGGAUUCUUGGUGGCAAGGCAGCCCAGGCCCAUGCUCGGCCCUACAUGGCUUCGGUGCAAGUGAAUGGCACACACGUGUGCGGUGGCACCCUGGUGGAUGAUCAGUGGGUGCUGAGUGCCGCGCACUGCAUGGAUGGAGUGACCAAGGAUGACUUUGUGCAGGUGCUCCUGGGUGCCCACUCCCUGUCCAUCCCUGAACCCUACAAGCGGCUGUAUGAUGUGCAAAGUGUAGUGCCCCACCCAGGCAGCGGGCCUGACAGCGUUGAGGAUGACCUCCUGCUCCUUAGGCUAUCCCAGAAUGUCUCGUUUGGUCCCCACGUGAGACCCCUGCCCUUGCAACAUGAGGACAAAGAAGUGGAAUCCCGCACGGUCUGCGACGUGGCUGGUUGGGGCGUGGUCACCCAUGCGGGACGCAGGCCUGAUGUCCUGCAGCAACUGACAGUGUCAAUCAUGGAUCGGAAGACCUGCAAUGAGCGCAAGCACCAUGAUGGGGCAGUCACCAAAAACAUGAUGUGUGCAGAGAGCGACCGCAGGGACACUUGCAGGGGCGACUCCGGCAGCCCUCUAGUGUGCGGGGACGCGGUCGAAGGUGUGGUUACGUGGGGCUCUCGAGUCUGUGGCAACCGAAGAAAGCCGGGCGUCUUUACCCGAGUGGCACCCUACCUGACGUGGAUCAACAACACCCUGAAUGGUAACGUGACGGCCUGAGGGGACACUGGAGACACGUUGCUCACAAUAAAUACAUGCAUCUGA